AUGAAAUGUAUUCGUUCGCACGACGCCUUCAUACAUAAGUUUCUUCUUACAGUUCUGUUAUGUUUCUGUUUGCCAGGAGUCCGAGGAGAGAGAAAAUGUUAUUACCCAAAUAACACGUUGGCACCAAGCGACAGCGAGUGUAGUGCUGGCGCGGAAACAUCUGUUUGUUGUGGGAAAGGAUAUGUUUGUCUAGGAAAUGGUGUCUGUCAAAUCGAUCCAAAGAUCACAGGACCGAAUGCACGAUUUGCUGGAACGAUAUGGAGGGGGUCAUGUACGGAUCAAACAUGGAAUUCUCCAGAGUGUCCAAAAUACUGCGCAGGUUCGGUGGAAUCAGAAGGAGGCAACACUUCAAGUGGACAGCAGUUAGGGAAAUGCCCAGGCGUGGAAGACACUUACUAUUGCAAGACUGCGGGGGUUGAUUUUGAUUGUAGUGAUAGUAGCAAAGUGUUCCAGAUUAAAGGAGAAGAUAUUGCAGUAACUACCUUAUCACUAGUUGUGCCGACGCCGUCGACGACAACAUUGACGACAUCCACUUCGGCAGUUCCUACUGAUACCGACGACUCGACGAUUCUCACAACUCUUGUCACAACGCUGUUACCAGCACCAACGAUCUGGACCAUGACCACCUCGACGGUCCUGCCAACGCCAUCACUUGGAAACACAGCCACAUCAAGUACUACCAGCCCAACGAGCGUAGCCCCAAUCACCGCGAGCUCCUCAUACGCUAGCAGAAACGCCGUUGCAAUCGGCGUAGGAGUCGGCGCCUCCAUCGGUGCAGUCGCCCUCGGAAUCCUCGCAUUCUUCCUGAUCCACCGACACCGUCAGAAAUCCAAGGAUCUCAUCGAAGUCUACCAAGGUCCUUGGCCACCAGUAAACUCGGUUUUAUACCACAACGACUCGUCCACAGAUCUAUAUCAGAUUCACAGUCUACCGCGCGGUCGCUCAGUCAGUCGUUCGCAUCUCGAGUCGCUUAAUAGUCCGAUCGAACCGAUGUUUCUUCCGCCGAUAGUUUCACCGUUGCCGUUGUCGCCCAUUUUUACGCCGUUAGAACCGGUUGAGCGUGUUGGACAGGCGUUUUGA
Glarea lozoyensis ATCC 20868 is the source of this 1080-nucleotide messenger RNA. RefSeq lists its product as uncharacterized. The record is from RefSeq and is a predicted model, not a curated record. Lineage: Eukaryota; Fungi; Ascomycota; Leotiomycetes; Helotiales; Helotiaceae. The coding region runs from base 1 to 1080 and encodes 359 amino acids. The transcript has 2 exons.